Molecule: messenger RNA, 1935 nt
Organism: Lytechinus variegatus (green sea urchin)
Lineage: Eukaryota; Metazoa; Echinodermata; Echinoidea; Temnopleuroida; Toxopneustidae
Product: alpha-glucosidase-like
Exons: 10
Coding region: 73-1923 (616 amino acids)
Biological process (GO): carbohydrate metabolic process; amino acid transport
Source: RefSeq, a predicted model, not a curated record
AUCCUUGUAAACCAAUAAAAAAAAACACACACGGCAUACACGAAGGAAGAUGUUCAUUUAUUCCAACAAAUAAUGGCGACCGCGUUGCAUUGGCUGUUGCUGGGAAGCCUAUCUCUGAUGGUGUCGUUAGAACGUUCUGUUUUCUGGAGAGGUGCAUUUCUGAUCGAGGGUCGGGAAUUUGGAUGGCGGGAAUGGUGGAAGAACACUAUCAUCUAUCAGAUCUACCCGAGGUCUUUCAUGGACUCAGACGGAGAUGGUAUAGGAGAUCUAAAAGGUAUCACAAGUCGUCUUGAAUAUUUUCUCGACAUCGGUGUCGGGGCAAUUUGGCUUAGCCCUAUCUAUCGAUCACCGUUCGUCGACUUUGGCUACGACAUAAGCAACUUCACCGACAUCGACCCCAUCUUCGGGACGCUGGACGACUUCGAUGAACUGGUUGAUCAUGCCCAUGACCUCGGCAUCCGGGUAAUAUUGGAUUUUGUUCCGGGUUACACAAGCGACCAGCAUCCUUGGUUUGUCGAAAGCAUGAAGAACCGCGACUAUCGGAAUCCUUACAGGGAUUACUUUGUUUGGAAGGACCCGAAGCCUGGCUGUGUGUCUUCCGACCCUAGAGAAUGUAUUCCGACGAACUGGAUCAGUCCUUUCGACGGACCAACAUGGACAUGGGAUGAAACGAGGCAACAGUUUUACUAUCACACCUUCACCAAGGAGCAACCGGACCUCAAUUACCUCGAUCCUAGUGUAAGAGAAGAAAUGAAGAACGUUAUUGAAUUUUGGAUGAAACGAUGGGUAGACGGAUUGCGUGUAGAUGCCAUUGCAUUCAUCAUAGAAGAUCAUUAUAUGAGAGAUGACCCACCAAACCCGAACUUUCAGCCCUCUGAAUUAGCAACUAGGGUAGUACACCAUAGCACACUGAACAUAUAUUCUCACAAUCAUCCGGAUCACCACGAGAUAGUGAAGUCAUGGCGUCGGGAGGUCAUGGAGAAAUACAGCGCGGAACCAAAUUACAGAUUUAUGAUGACGGAGGCGUAUAAUAAACCUGCAAUCCUCGUUGACUACUACGGCACCGACGACGAUCCCGAAGCCGACUUCCCCUUGAAUUUCCAGUUCAUGGAUCUUCACGCAAAGGAUCUUUCUGGCACUGCAAUCUUCAAUCUCGUCGACGAGUGGAUGCAUAAUGUUCCUGAUGGAAAAUGGCCAAACUGGGUGGUCGGCAAUCACGAUAAUUAUCGGAUCGGAUACCGUUGGGGUAUGGAGUAUGCUCGGGCAGCUAAUGUUCUCUGCCUCCUUCUGCCGGGAACACCGACAACUUACUACGGUGAGGAGCUGGGGAUGGACCACAUCAAGGUUACGUUUGAGGAAACCCAAGACCCCUGGGGCAAGAACAACCCUUGUUGCUGGGAGAAAUACUCAAGAGACCCAGAAAGAUCCCCCAUGCAGUGGAACAUGGAGAAGAAUGCAGGAUUCAGCACCGCGGAGAAGACAUGGUUACCGGUUCAUGACAACUACAAGAUGGGUGUCAACGUCGAGUCCGAGCAAAAAGACCCCACAUCAGUCCUUAGUCUCUACAAAGCCUUGGCCCGAAUCCGUAUGCAGCGCCCGGCAUUCCACACCAAUGCCAUGGACUACGGCAUUGUCACCGACGAUAUUUUCUCCUUUAUACGCAGACCAAACCCUGACGAAUCGGAACAACCGUCUUAUCUAGUGGCUAUUCACUUAGGAAAGAAAUCGAUUGUGAUUGGUGAUUACGUCAACGCACUUCUAGCCAAUGGGGUUACGAUAGACUCCAGUGAAGGCGUGGUCGAGAUAAGUUCAAGGAUGGAUCGGAAUGGGGAAACGGUCAACCUCGAAGCGUUGGAACUUAGGUUGGGGGAAGCACUGGUAGUUGGCAUCGGGAAAGAUAGUCUUUUGAAGACUGAGCUAUAAGUGUUAACCUCA